Molecule: messenger RNA, 3382 nt
Organism: Dicentrarchus labrax (European seabass)
Lineage: Eukaryota; Metazoa; Chordata; Actinopteri; Moronidae
Product: baculoviral IAP repeat-containing protein 3
Exons: 4
Coding region: 459-1274 (271 amino acids)
Biological process (GO): regulation of apoptotic process
Source: RefSeq, a predicted model, not a curated record
UGAAUUAAAGGUCCAGUGUGUAACUUUUAGGAGGAUCUAUUGGGAGAAAUUGAAUAUAAUGUUCAUAGGUUUGUUUUCAUUAGUAUAUAAUCACCUGAAAAUAAGAAUCGUUGUGUUUUUGUUACCUUAGAAUGAACUUAUUUUAUCUUCAGAGGAACAGGUCACCCUCCAUUGAGUGCGCCAUGCUUCUACUGUAGCCCAGAACAGACAAACCAAACACCUGCUGUAGCUAGGACAUUUUAGCGAGUUUCCGAAAAUACAGACAUGAGCAGUUUUCAGUUAUACUACACACUGGGCCUUUAAUGUGUAGUACUUUGUUAAAACCACAAUAGAUAUAUUUUAACUAUCUGAACUCAAGUGGUAAGACAUAAAUGUAUGUAGAGACUAAUUAGCUCUUUGCUCUCGCAGCGUUGCUCUUGGAAGGCGCGUUGUCUGUCGUACACAUCACGGAUGAUGGAAUGAGCAUCUUGGAGCCGCUGCAGAUUACGAAUACUCAUGUGGCUGCGGAGGUCCUUCACCUCUCUGGAUAUGGCCUGAUCUGGGAUAUUGUUAAAAGGUUUCUGAACACCACACUGCCAAUAAAUGGCCAAGUGCUGCUGUUCCUCCGACCUCCAGAUUUAAGACAUUGUGUACUCGAUGUGCUUCUGCUGCCGGGAAACAUCCUUCGGUGUGAGGUUGUUGCCCAACAAGAAGAUGCUAAGUACAUCAAGAUCUCCUCGAACUGCCUUCUCAACGUUGGUCACAGUUACAGUGUCCACUGUGAACCAGAAGGCUUUUUAAUACAGCCUGAGUCUUACCAGUUUCAAUCAAAGAUCGACAAAAAUUAUCAUACAACAUUUGAGGUUUUCCUGACUACGAAUACAGAGAGAGUGAUGUUGAUGGUCCAGGACCAAGAGGGGAGACAAGUCUGGAAACGUACUGUGCAUCUGACAGGUUAUUUUCCAGAUUCAAGAAGGGGAAGUCUUCCAGAAAAAGUCGAGGAGAACGUCCAAGUAGAAGACAGCGUCCCAGCACAGGAGAGGCUGCUCUCAGUUCGGACGGAGUUUAUAAACAGGGUGUCUGACCCUGCUCUGAACCAGCUUCUGGAUAAACUCCUUCAUCGUGGCAUUAUAAAUGACGAGGAAAUGCAAUCAGCCAGAAUAAAAGUCCAAGCAGAAAAAGCUCGAGACAUAAUCGACACGGUGCGAAAAAAGGGAACCAGAGCCAGUUCAGUCCUGAUCGCCGCUCUCUGUGAGGUGGAUCCAUGCAUUUCCACCGAGCUGAACCUAAGCUGAAACAAAACCAGCAAACAGUCACAUGACUUAUUGUAAUCUUUAAACAAGAAGUUUUGUUGUUAAAGCCUAUGUUUUUAAGAACUGGACUCUCACUCUGAAAGGGAAAAAACAACAAUGGUUUGCCAAAAUUAGAAAAGGUUUUCUUUGCAUUUUAUAAAAGUUCCACAUUCAUAUGAACACAUUCUGAAAACAUUCCUUGUGCACACGGAUCCGCAACAACAGCGUUGCAGUAUCCCUGCCAGACCUGUGGGUGGCGGUGUAACUUUGUCCAAAACGGUCUUUAGUUGGCCUCCAUUGACGCAGAGGUGGAUUGAUUAUUGGAUGUAAUUAUCUCUGCUGAUCACAGUAAUGGUGCUGGAGGAGCAUUAGGUCAGACAGCAGGUCUAGACUGGGACUGAGUGCAGCAUCUGAUGCUGACUGAGGACAGUUUGACUAAAGGGAAUAAAGUACUGAGGUGGUUUUAUUGCUGUUUUGGCUGGCAGUCAGCUAAUGUUAGCUGCUAACUAGCUAACAGCAUCUAGCAUUAAUGUUGGCGACAGUUAGCUUCUUUUAGCAACACAUCCAAUCUUCGCUCUGUGUCCCUAAAAGGUGAAGAUUGAUUGACAGGUGAAUUUCCUGAUAUUAUUGGUUGAAAUCAGUUCAUGCUGACGUAAAAAUUUGUCACAUUUUGUUUUACAGGAAGACACAAUGAUUGGAUUUAUGUGACAAACACAAAGAAAUUGAGUUUUUGUGUCAUACAUUGUUUAAUAGUGAAACAACAUAAUUGCAGACGCAAUCUUAGGGCUUAAAAAUUCCUUUUUCAUUUCAAUAAACUCAGCAGAGCCUGCAGCACAAACACGGGGCUAUUGAAGUGCAGCCCUGUCACCAUUUUCAUAGCAGAAGUGUUUUGGUGGUUUACAUGUCGAUGGUAAUAGUGGUGUUUCCAAAAGAUUGCACCCUGGAACCCAGUUUAAAACAUUUGUGUUUUCAGGCCCUAUAACAGUGUUGUGUGAACGGAAGGCAAAACCGCAACAAAACUUUACCGUUUUGUGAAAAUCUGUUGCAAACAGGUCUAAAACUGACAGAUGUUAUACAAUACAAACAUUGGAAUUAAAGAGAUUUUAAAUCCAACGAGAACCAAGCAGGUUAUAAUCUUAAGGUUUUUGAUAAAAGCUUCAACAGGAGUGAUUUUUCUCCAAAUACCACGAGAAUGAUGACCUUCGCGUUACACAGACUUUUGAGAGACCUUGACUUUUGAGAAGGUACGUUCUUUUGUUCAUGGCUGUGUAAAUAUUAAUUGUUAAGUGUUGAAUCUCAACAAAGUCAGAAAAAGGUCAUUGGAAUCAGGAAAAGACAGAAUUGAAACCGCUCUUUCCAAUGACUUGUAAUGCAUGCAACGGUGCCACCUCUGAAAUUUGCUGAAUACAGUUAAAAGUUCACACUCAGGAAGCUCUGUGGCUCAUCAUACGGGUCCUUACAGUCGCACACAGACCUCAGUCAGACCACUUUCUGUGUUUAAACUAUGUAAUAAAAUGGUGUUUCAACAAUGGCUGUCAUAUUUUCCUCAUACCUGUUUGAGUAUGUAGACAGCUGAAUAUUCCCUCCAGAUCGUGACACUGUGUACAUCAAUGCAGUGGUUCCCAACCUUUUUCCUUCAGGGACUCAUAUAAAUCAACUCAAUAACUGCAAGACAUUUGUGUAAAAUGAGAGAUUUGGAUGUGUUUUGAGCAGAUUAUUUCCUGUUUAGGGAACCUUUUGUACAAUUCAUGGUCUGUAUUAUGUUUUUUUUUUUUUUUUAUUGUUUAAUAGUCUGUGUUUUCUUCUCUCUGACACUUCUUCACAGAAGUGAACAAAAUUCUGAAAUGUAGGCCUACUGUGUAUAUUUUCUAAUGUUUUCUUACAUGCCUUAAAAAUCAAGGUGGGGGUGAACCACUGCAUUAAUGUGUUGCUGUAACAUGUAUAUUAUUAACAGUUUGCCUCGAUUUGUGAUGUGAUUUGGAUGAAUUUUGAGCAGAUUAUUUUGAUAUUUUUUGUAAUCUUUUAUACAAUUUGUCUUUAUAUGUAUAUUUUUUUAACAAUUAUACAGACUUCAUAGGCUUUUAAAAAAAUAAAUAAAAAAGUCUCCCUGA